UUGGAAACAGCCCCCUGAGUGCUCCCGAAUUUCCUGCUUCCCAUCUUCUCCCGGAGACGCUGCAAACAGCCUAUACCAGGUGCCUUAGCUCUGCUAAGGAGGAGUGGAGCUGGGCAGUGCUAAUCAGUUGACUCUGGCAGUCACACAUACUGUAAACAGAAAGGCAGGAAAGUAAAUGGGACGUCAGCUGUAGCUGUCAAAGAGCUCCCUGAAUGAUCCUCUGGAGCUGGGAGGCAGCUGUUUGCACACACAUGCUCGCACACCAAACACCGCUAAGCUCUUCCAACCUCUGAUGUGUGCCUGAGCCAGGAUGGAGAGUAUUAGCAACAGCCUGAAGAAUAAAGCAACCGAGAGACAUCACAGAGCAGAGGUGAUGAUUGCAGGAGAGCAGCUGAGGCUUCGACUUCAUGAUGGAAAGCUCAUUAAGGACAGGCGCCACCACCUUCGAACGUACCCCAACUGCUUUGUUGCAAAGGAGCUUACAGACUGGCUGAUUGACCACAAGGAAGCACCAGACCGAGAGACGGGUAUCCGCCUAAUGCAGAAGCUAAUGGACCAUUACAUCAUCCAUCAUGUUUGUGAUGAACACUCGGACUACAAGGAUGCCAAGUUGCUCUACCGUUUCCGCAAGGACGACGGGACCUUCCCUCUCAACAAGGAUGUAAAGGUGUUCCUGAGGGGGCAGAGCCUUUAUGAGACGCUGAUCAAUGUAGAAGACUCCAUAAUGAAGGCGAGAGAGGAGAAUUCUGUGAAGUACCAGAGGACAUUCCUGGGCUGUGAAAUGAUUGACUGGCUCAUCCAGGAAGGGGAGACAGCAAACAGAAAGGAAGCUGUGGAGCUGGGCCGAGCGCUGCUGGAACAUGGGAUCAUUCAGCAUGUCUCCGGCAAGCACCACUUCUUUGACAGUAACCUGCUCUACCAGUUCCGGAUCAACUUCCGCCGGAGGCGACGGCUCACAGAACUGCUCAACGAGAACUCGCCCCGGGCUUUGUCAGAGAGUCCUGACAGCCCCUUCUGCCUCCGCAAGCUCAACCCGGAGCAAGGCAACUCCAGCUUCCUCUCAGUCCAGCCCAACAAGGAGAUCAAAAUAGUCUCAGCAGUGCGGAGGAGCAGCGUCACCUCUCUUGCUGGAAGUUCCAACCCCUAUUUCGCUCCUACGCCCAGCCUGGGAUUCCUGCCAGCAGCUGAAUGCAACCCCAAAUCAGUGCUAAAGAAGCCUGUCACCAAUGAGGAGCUCCUGUCCCCCGGGGCUCCAUACAUCAAGAAGACACUAACCAUUGUGGGGGAUGCUGUGGGCUGGGGGUUUGUGGUCCGUGGAGGGAGACCCUGCCAUAUCCAGGCUGUGGACCCAGGAGGACCGGCUGCUGCAGCAGGCAUGAAGGUGUGUCAGUUUGUUUUCUCUGUGAACGGAAUGUACGUUCUGCAUUUGGACUAUCCGACCAUCAGCAGCCUCAUCAUGACGGGACCGCGAACGCUUGUUCUGGAGGUCAUGGAAGCCAUUGAAUAAGUGAAGAAUCCUCUCCUCAUCACUGAUCCAAGAGGCAGGAUGCUUCAGCUACUAAGGGAUGGAGUGAUCAUUUACAUGAGUCUGCUAAAAUUAGGGGACGGACCAAACCUGGUGUCUCCUCCUAAGAGACUAGGCCUGAAAUGUAGCCUGACAUUUUGACUUGUCUGAAGUAAUUGGAAUCUGAUGGGGAAGGUCUCUUUGGCUCAGACAGGACUGAGGUAUUCGUGGCUCAGUGCCUAAUCCUGAGAGAUGAUGAGCACUCACAACUCCUUUUAGGUUAUGUCUACACUACCCACCGGAUCAGGAGGUAGUGAUCGAUCUACCAGGGAUCAAUGUAUCGCGUCUCGCCUAGACGCGAUACAUCGAUCCCCGAACGCUCUGACAUCGACUCCGGAACUCCACCAGGGUGAGAGGCAGAAGUGGAGUCGACGGGGGAACAGCGGCCGUUGAUCCCGCGCCGCGAGGACGUGAAGUAAGUCAAUCUAAGAUACGUUGACUUCAGCUACGCUAUUCUCGUAGCUGAAGUUGCGUAUCUUAGAUCGAUUUUCCCUCCCUAGUGUAGACCAGGCCUUAGCGUCAAUGGAGGUGCUCGAUCACACUCAGGAUUGGGUCCUUAGCGCACAUGGUCCUUUCACCUACAAGGACCUGAGGUCAAGUCGCAAGUUAAGUAAGAAUUGAACUGAGUUUGUUUGAUCUCCAGGAACUGGUAAGUGAGGAGAAGCUUGUUGUUUUUGUUUAAAAAACCUACCAUUCUGUGUGAUGACCCAGAGCAGAAUAUCUGAGCUCAGGAGACUGCCCGGCACCAAGAGUCAACGAAAAACGCCUUAUUUGAAAGCUGUACGCAUUCCAGAUGAUGCUGUACAUGGCGCUGGUGACCACAUCAAGAAAUAAAGGAAAGAAUGCCCCAGUGAGUUACGUUUCCUUAUAAACAGGAAAGAGACCCCUUUUCCAGAUGGAAGUUGACAUACUCAAGGGAAAUAACUUUUAUUUUUGAAGCAUCUAAGCGGUUUCCAACAUUUAAAUGUUUGAAAAUGUCUUUUUAAACUAUAUUUUUAAAACUACUGUAGCUGAAAGUGUCUUUUUUAAAUAAAAUCUGUUUAGAUGUUGA
Molecule: messenger RNA, 2615 nt
Organism: Malaclemys terrapin pileata
Lineage: Eukaryota; Metazoa; Chordata; Testudines; Emydidae
Product: DEP domain-containing mTOR-interacting protein-like
Exons: 9
Coding region: 311-1507 (398 amino acids)
Biological process (GO): negative regulation of TOR signaling; intracellular signal transduction
Molecular function (GO): protein binding
Source: RefSeq, a predicted model, not a curated record